Messenger RNA from Parasteatoda tepidariorum (common house spider), 11670 nucleotides. RefSeq lists its product as uncharacterized. Gene Ontology annotation, molecular function: protein binding. Gene Ontology annotation, biological process: signal transduction. NCBI's taxonomy places the organism in Eukaryota, Metazoa, Arthropoda, Arachnida, Araneae, Theridiidae. The record is from RefSeq and is a predicted model, not a curated record.
AAAAUUUUAUUAUUGUUUUUGUUGCUGUAUUUUUUAACGAGAAAUAUUCCAGUGAUUUGUAGAAAAUUGGCUGAAACAACAUUUUUAUUUUAUAAAUCUAGUUAUAUCUUAUUGCUUUUUUUUUAUCCAUCAUUUAAAGGAGGGGAAAAAAUUUUAGAUUUGCUCCAGUGAUUUAUUCGCAAAGCUUUGUCUGGAUCUAAUGACUUGAUGUUCACCAUCUUGCUCAUUAUCAGUCUGAAAGUUACAUUGUGUUCUUAUAUUUUUUUUCUAACCUCAAACAAAACAUUCUGUACAAUGCAUGACCUUACUAGGCAUUUUUUUUCCAGUAUUCUUUAUAAUUAUUUGUUGAUAAAGAUCGAGCGCGAUGUCAACCAAGUAGCAAAAUUGAAUAUGGUCUCGCCCCACUGCAGUCUUCGGGCAAGUGCGCAAGCGCGAUUCCUCCAAUCAAUACACAAACUUGGCAAGCAUCGUUGCGGAUGCUAAAAUAGUCGUUCCAUGUUUACUACAGAGUUAUUAAUUAUUUUUUAGCCAUGUGAACCGGGCUUUCAUCCCCAGAAACCCCACUUUUUGUUUCUAGAGAGUAAUAUUUAGUUUAUAAGACAACUGAGUUCUCUUUUUCGUCCCCGUUGCUCACAAAUUCUUAGGUUCUAAUCUCACUCAGAGGCCGCCCUUUGCUCGCCAUUUUUAUCCCACCAAUAGUUUUCUCAAUAUCAUUAAUGUCACAGGAUUUAUAAAUCUGGAUCUAUUAUGGUGACCGAAGGAGAACCAGCUCACCAGAGCGAUACUAAUGCCAGUUUCUUGCGAGCAGCUCGUGCUGCAAAUCUAGAAAAAGUAUUAGAAUACCUUAAAGGAAAUAUUGAUAUAAACACUAGUAAUGUUAAUGGUUUAAAUGCACUUCAUUUAGCAUCCAAAGAAGGCCAUGUCAACUUAGUCCAAGAAUUAGUUAAAAGAGGUGCUAACGUAAAUGCAGCUACUAAAAAAGGAAACACUGCUCUCCAUAUAGCGUCCCUCGCUGGAAAGGAAGAUGUAGCUAAGAUCCUGAUACGUCAUGGUGCAAAUCCAAAUGCACAGUCACAAAAUGGAUUCACUCCCCUUUAUAUGGCAGCUCAAGAGAACCAUGAUGGUGUUGUCAAGUUGUUGUUAGCUAAUGGUGCUAAUCAAAGUCUAGCGACUGAGGAUGGUUUCACACCAUUAGCUGUAGCUUUACAGCAAGGCCACGACAAAGUUGUUGCGGUUCUUCUGGAAAAUGAUGCCAAAGGCCGUGUCAGAUUGCCAGCACUUCACAUCGCUGCCAAAAAAGAUGACUGCAAAGCUGCAGCAUUACUCCUACAAAGUGAUCAUGACCCUGAUGUCACCUCAAAAAGUGGAUUCACUCCACUUCACAUUGCUGCUCAUUAUGGUAAUGAAAAUAUUGCCGCUUUAUUACUUGAAAAAAAUGCUGAUGUCAACUAUUCAGCUAAACAUCAAAUCACACCAUUACAUGUUGCUGCAAAGUGGGGUAAAUCCAACAUGGUUACCUUACUCAUUGAUAAAGGAGCUAAAAUUGAUGCCUCAACAAGGGAUGGGUUAACCCCACUUCAUUGUGCUGCUCGAAGUGGCCAUGAUCAAGUAGUAGACUUAUUACUUGAAAAAGGAGCUCCAAUUACUGCUAAAACAAAGAAUGGACUUGCUCCAUUGCAUAUGGCCUCACAAGGAGAUCAUGUAGACAGUGCAAGAAUACUUCUGUAUCACAAAGCUCCAGUUGAUGAUGUCACAGUGGACUAUUUAACUGCUCUUCACGUUGCUGCGCAUUGCGGUCAUGUUCGUGUAGCAAAGCUUUUAUUAGAUCGUAAAGCAGAUCCAAAUUCCCGUGCUCUGAAUGGCUUCACCCCUCUCCACAUUGCUUGCAAGAAGAAUAGGAUCAAAGUUGUAGAAUUGCUUUUGAAGCACGGUGCAUCCAUUGAAGCCACCACAGAGUCUGGAUUGACUCCUCUUCAUGUGGCAUCGUUCAUGGGCUGCAUGAACAUAGUAAUUUUCCUCAUCACAAACGGCGCAAAUCCUGAUGUGCCAACCGUGCGAGGGGAAACUCCUCUACAUCUUGCAGCCCGAGCAAAUCAGUCGGACAUAAUUCGCAUUUUGCUUAGAAAUGGUGCUCAUGUUGAUGCCUCUGCUAGGGAACAGCAAACACCUCUUCAUAUUGCAGCUCGGCUUGGGAAUGUUGAUAUUGUUGGUCUUCUUCUUCAACAUGGAGCUGCAGUUGAUGCACCUACGAAAGAUAUGUAUACUGCAUUACACAUAGCUGCUAAAGAAGGUCAAGAAGAGGUUGCUUCUGUUUUGCUUGACCAUGCCGCUUCCCUAACUUCUACAACGAAGAAAGGAUUUACGCCUUUGCAUUUGGCCGCUAAGUAUGGGAACAUUAAAGUUGCUCGACUUCUGCUUCAAAAAGAUGCACCUGUUGAUGCACAAGGAAAGAAUGGAGUCACCCCUCUUCAUGUGGCUGCCCAUUAUGAUCAUGUUAAUGUUGCUUUGUUAUUGCUUGAUAAAGGAGCUUUUCCACAUGCUACUGCUAAAAAUGGUUAUACGCCAUUACACAUUGCUGCUAAAAAGAAUCAAAUGGAUAUUGCUACAACGCUUUUAGAAUAUGGUGCAAAACCAAGUGCUGAAUCAAAGGCUGGUUUUACACCAUUGCACUUGGCAGCUCAGGAAGGACAUACAGAUAUGACUACAUUAUUGAUUGAACAUCAUGCAGAUGUCAAUGCCCCAGCUAAAAAUGGUCUCACCCCUCUUCAUUUGUGUGCACAAGAAGAUAAAGUAAAUGUUGCAGCAGUUUUAGUAAAAAAUGGAGCCAAAGUAGAUCCUCCAACAAAAGCUGGUUAUACUCCACUCCAUGUAGCUUGCCACUUUGGCCAGAUUAAUAUGAUUAGGUUUUUGUUACAACAUGGUGCUGAUGUUAAUUCUACUACUUCUCAUGGAUAUACACCUCUGCAUCAAGCAGCGCAACAAGGACAUACAUUAAUUAUAAAUUUGUUAUUGGAACAUAAAGCAUCACCUAAUACUACAACAAAUCAAGGGCAAACAGCUCUUUCAAUUGCACAAAGACUGGGUUAUAUUUCUGUGGUAGAAACCUUAAAGAUUGUUACAGAAACUGUUGUAACUACUACCACAACAACUAUAACAGAAGAAAAAUAUAAAGUUGUUGCUCCAGAAACAAUGCAAGAAACAUUUAUGAGUGAUUCUGAAGAUGAAGGAGGUGAUGAUAUAGAAGAUACUUCUCUGUAUGGGAAACCUGCCCAUGCCACCCAUGUGUACCUACCUUAUAUUGAAGGUCAAAAGUUACUAAUGACUGACGAUACAAUGAUGGGUGAUCAGUCACUGCAUUAUAUGACAACAGAUGAACUGAAAGCUUUAGCUGAUGAUAACACCCUUGGAAUUGAUGUAACAAGAGAUGAAAGAGGAGCAGAUUCAACCCUUAUUGCUCCUUUAACGGCUGAGGAGGAUCAUUUAACUCCUCAACAUGUUGCUCAUCAAGAAGCUACUUUUAGCAGCAGCAUGGCAUCUGAUAAUGUUGAUCUUGCACGAGCACCAGUACAUGCUGGAAAGCUGAAAUGGAAGACAUUUCUGGUGAGCUUUAUGGUUGAUGCUAGAGGAGGAGCAAUGAGAGGUUGUCGGCACUCUGGAGUUCGAGUUAUUAUCCCACCUCGUAAAGCACCUAUGCCCAUGCGAAUUACCUGUAGGUAUUUAAGAAAAGAAAAACUUGCAUAUCCUCCUCCUCUAAUGGAAGGAGAGGCUUGUGCCUCUCGUAUCCUUGAAGUUGGUCCAUCUGGAGCUAAAUUUUUAGGCCCUGUAAUUAUUGAAGUACCACAUUUUGCAUCACUUCGUGGACGAGAGCGAGAAAUCACUAUAUUAAGGAGUGAUAACGGUGAAUCUUGGCGCGAACAUACCCUUGAAGCAUCUGAUGAUGCUGUUCAUGAUGUUUUCAAUGAAAGCUUUGAAGGUGAAGAACUAACUGCCAUCGAAGAUCUCAGUACAAAUCGUAUCACCCGCAUCUUGACCACAGAUUUUCCACAGUAUUUUGCCAUAAUAACACGAAUACGGCAGGAAGUCCAUGCAAUAGGCCCAGAAGGAGGUAUGGUCAGCUCAACAGUGGUACCCCAGGUUCAAGCCAUUUUCCCUGAAGGCGCCUUGACUAAGAAGAUCAAAGUUGGACUUCAGGCUCAUCCAAUAUCUCCAGAACUUGUAACUAAACUGCUGGGAAAUCGUGUGGCUGUGAGUCCUAUAGUUACAGUUGAACCAAGGAGAAGGAAGUUCCAUAAAUCAAUUACUUUAACAAUUCCUGUCCCACAAGCUGCAACUAAAGGGAUGAUUAACCAAUAUAGCGGGGAUGCACCAACUUUGAGGCUGUUAUGCAGUAUAACAGGUGGGACAACUAAGGCUCAAUGGGAAGAUGUUACUGGUUCAACUCCUUUGACAUUCGUAAAUGACUGUGUUUCUUUUACAACAACAGUCUCUGCAAGGUUUUGGCUUAUGGAUUGCCGACAAGUGAACGAAGCAACUAAGUUUGCUACCGAACUUUACCGUGAAGCCAUUCAUGUCCCCUUUAUGGCAAAGUUCGUGGUGUUUGCAAAAAGGCGUGAUCCUCUAGAAGCUCAAUUACGUGUAUUUUGUAUGACGGAUGACAAAGAAGAUAAAACUCUAGAAUCUCAAGAACACUUCACUGAAGUAGCUAAGAGUCGAGAUGUUGAGGUCUUAGAAGGGAAACUACAGUAUCUAGAAUUCGCUGGAAAUCUUGUCCCAGUUACAAAAUCAGGUGAACAGUUAAGUUUUACAUUCCAAGCCUUCAGAGAAAACAGGUUACCCUUUACUAUUCGUGUGAAAGACACACACCAAGAACCUAUGGGAAGGGUAGCAUUCAUGCGAGAAGCACGAGUUGGUCGUGGAGAAGCCCCACAAGCUCCUAUUUGCAAUCUAAAUAUUGUUUUACCUGAUCCUGAUUUAACCCCAGUAUCAGAAUUAGUGACAUUAGAAAAGAAAUAUGGAUUUGUCCAGGAAACAAGUUUAGCAAAACCUGAAUUAAUUCAUCGAGCAGACUUGAGGUUGUCGGACAUAGCUAAAGAAUUAGGCAAUGACUGGGUACCUUUAGCUUUACAACUUGAUGUACCGGAAGCUGAAAUAAAUUCUAUACGAUGCGAUCAUCCCGGUGACAAUACACAACAAGCACUCGCUAUGUUAAGGCAUUGGCUACAGAGAACAGGCAGUAAAGCAAAUGGUAAUCUACUUGAAAAAGGUCUUAGAAAAAUAAAUCGGGAAGAUAUUGUAAAUCAUUGUAUAUUUAAUGUUGAGUUAGUAACUGAUGAUGUUGAAAAAGCUGUUGCGAAAGUGCACCUUGAUCAAUCUGGAUUUGAUACAUUUAAAGAAGAAUUGGGCUCAUCUCGGGAUGCUUCUUUACGGAGGGAUACAUCAUUAAACGGAACAUUUGAUGAGCAAGAUAUAAUGAAAGAUGCGGAAUCAGCAGCUGAGACGAGUAGUGAAAGUUCUGAUAAGGAUGCUCUUUUUAGAUCUGAUUCAAGGCAUGCUGAAACAAGGGCAGAGAGGAGGCAUCACAGGCAUUCUGGUAGAAGUUUUGAAGAUGGGCCAGAAACAUUAGUUCAAACUGUUCCUACUACAAUGUCAGAAUCUUUCACACAACAUCUUACUAAUGGACAAAUGUCAGACACAAGUAUGCACGAAGAAGAUAGGUCAGAGCAAACUGCUGCCACUUUUUCAAGCGAAGCUAAUGCUGAAAUGGAGGCAUCUUCAUUUGAGGAUAAGUCUCAAGGAGAAACACAUGUUGAUAAGAAAGAAUGGACUGAGACAGAUGACUCUGGUAGUGUGCGGCAAAUUACACAAAUAAAAACUGAAACAUCGAUAAAAUUAGAAGGAGAUGGUAUCCGGCGAUCUCUGCGAAAGAUUCCAAGGAAGGAAUCGUCUGACGAAGAGAAGAAGUCGACAGAUUCUGAACAGGAAGAUCUCAGUUUUACUGAAAAGAAGAGCUUCUUCCAAAGGUUGUCUCUCACAUCAGACACUUUGCCCACCACUCAGGAAAAGUGGGCUCAGGAUGUCUCUUUGGACGAUCUACCUAUGGCUGAAGGAGAAAUUGUUCAAGAGCAGAUUAGCUUUGAGGACAAGUUCAAGAUGUUUGAACCUGAUGAAGGUAAUAGGAAGAAGAUUCAAAAAAGAGAAAAGCCUGAGCAACCAACUGUUUAUUUAUACAAUUUCACGAAAAAUGACAAGCCGGUAUCAGCGGAGCAAAUUGUCUCUGAAUUGGAGAAAGCUGAAGGAAUCGUCAACGGGGAUCUCAGUCCUGAAACGAUGCGGGAAGAAAAAGAAGCUGAAUUGCAUUCAGCUGUUGCAUUAGAGAAAGUAGAACAGGAAGUUUAUUCUUUAAUCAGUGAAGUAGAUAAAGAAGAGAAAAAAUUGCAUAGUUAUCAAGACGAAUGUAGUGAUAGUGAAGGCAUGAGUCCUGGUGAUCAUAAGCAUGUUUCUGAUGAUGAAAGACUCGGGGAUGAAUCAGAAACAGAUGUUUCCAAAGAUGUAGAGUUCUUUAAAGAAAAAUCAUAUACAACGAUGAUUGAAGCUGAUGAGAGUAUUUCUUCAUAUCAAGUUCGACCACUUUCAUCUGGUUCUGAUGAUGAAACUGAAAGAAAAUUUAGUAUUGACUUAUGCAAGCAAGAGGAACAUAAUGAAGCAAUUAAGCUAGACGUAGAUGAUGACAGCAUUGAAGAAACCAGACGUCAUAAAAAAAGACCAUCUAACUUAGAUGACUUAUCAUCAGUUGUGGACAGUCAUAUUAAAUCUGAAAUUCUUAGAGAAGAAAUUGAUCAAAUAAUUGAAGAAAGUCCCCUUGAAGUAAAGCAAAUAGCUGAAGAUUUAGAACGUAUUUCAGAAUCUGAUGAUCAUAAAUGUAAUGUUUAUAAGCAUAUUAGAACUGAAAUAUUUACUCAAGAACUUGGUCAGGAUAUAGAAAGUGGCUCUCCAGAAAGAAAAGAGCUGGGUGCUUUUUCUAUGAAAAAGUCUGAUUCACCCAGCCAUAUUGUCAAUGCUGAAAUAAUGAGCUCUCACAGAGAUUUGGAACUAGAAAUAAGCUUGGACAAGAAGUCUUUGUCUCCUCAGAUCUCUGAGGAGAGUUGUGGCCUUACAGAUGAUAUAUCUUCAGAAGGUAUAGUUGUGGAACAUGAUGAUCAUUUGGUUGAGUAUGAAGAAGCAAUUGAUGAACAUUCACUCACUGAACAACUUCAAGCUUUGGCGUCAGAUUCUAUGAAUGCGCAAAAACCAUUCUUUGGAUUAGAACAACAUGAAACAUUGGAUUUUAGAUCACAAGAUUAUGACCAUAUGUCUUCUGGUAUGAGUUCCACUUUCCCAGAUUUAGAUAUGCAUAGAAGAUCGAAAGAGAUAGGUUUUUCGCGACAUGAUAAAAAGGAAAUACGAUCUUUAAAAUCUACAAAGCAAGUUUCUACUAUUGAAGAACAUUCAUCCAUUGAAUCUUGUGAUUCACCUCAAGAAUUAAUUUUGCAUGAACUUCCUGAAAAAUAUGAUAGCAAGGAACAUUUAGCUGAAGUAUCUCAGAAACCCGAUUUAGAUCAAGAUAAGGAUCAGUUACCAGUAAUUUCGGAACCUCACAGUUCAAGUUUAUCUUCUCAAUCUAACGAACAUUCUGAUAAAGGUUUACAUAUGUCCAGAUCUGACAGUAAGUCUUCUCAAGGAAAGAAAAGUGACUCAGAUGCAGAGGGUUCAAAAUUUGACAAUUUAAGUGAUGCUUCCGGGAAAAAAGAAAAAGAAUCAUGCUCUAGCUCUGGGGAAACCGAAAGUCCAUAUUAUUCUGUUGAAACAUCUGAUAGUGGAAAGACUCCACGAAGUACGCCUGCUGCUAGUAGACCUUGUUCAUCUGAAUUUGAUGUAAAUGUAUUUAGUGGUCAUGGAUCUGAAUAUGAAACCUGUGUAUCAUCUCAAGGAGCUUCUGGUGAGGUAUCUGGGUCUUAUGCUACAGCUGUUUCAUCUCAAGAGAUCUCGUAUGCAACAGCAUGUUCAUCAUUUAGUCAUAGUUCUAGAGAAUCAGCUUAUUCUGUGGAUUCUGAAAGCUCUGGACAUUUAGCCAGUGUUGAAGUUUCUUCAGAAGCCAGUGAAACUUUAGUGCCUUCUGCCCAGGAAAUGGAACUAGAAUUUGCUCCAGAUUUAGAAAUGCCAGUUUUGGAUGAAGAGCCAGCAUCUGAGGAGUCUGUGAAAGAGCCAUAUGAUAUGGAAAUUCCAGAAUCAAUUAUUAGAGAAGGAGUGGAAAUGCCAUUUAUGACAAGUUGGGAAAUGAAUAGGGCAAGUGAUGAUGAAAAAAUGAAACAAUUGCCUCAACAAUGGUCUUGGCAAUAUGCUACAGAAUCGGAAAUAACUGAUAAAUUUGAAGUUUUGGAUGCUAGUGAAGAUAAAAGUGAGGCACGAGAAACCUCUCUGAAAGUUUCUGAACAGCCAGAACAUGGUUGUGCAAAUAAGGUAAAAAGUGAGAAUACUGUGCAAUAUUAUCCUCAGGUUGGAACAUCUCCCCAUGCUGGUCCAUCUCAUAGGAGAUCUUAUAGUUCAGUCAUUGAUAUCAUUCCUGAUAAAGAGCUUAUGGAACAACAAAAUAGUAUUGUCAUAGAAGAAGAACAGUUGUCUGUAUCUGAAAGUUCAGCUACUCAUAGUGAGCAAACGUGGCAGACAUCGAGUGUGGAUACUGCUGUACAGUUAUCUUCUCAUGCUCCCACAUCUUUUCCUGCCGAUGGUUCUAAUUUAAUGUCAGACUCUCUUCAAGAAACUCCCCCUGAAAAAGAGCUUACUCCUGAACAAUCUUAUUCUUCCCAACAUGGUUCCUCUUUUUUGCAGUUGAACGGCCCAAUUGAAGUUGAUUAUAAUCCAGAAUAUGAUAAUCCUGAGGGGGAUGAUUCAGAACUGACUACGAAUCAGAAUCAAACUCCAAUUCUCUAUGAAACUGAAGGAUUACAAUUUGAUCUAGAACUGGAAGGAAGUUCUGCUGGCACUCAAGCUGUAAAUGAUAACAACUCACUUCCAUCCAGUUCUAAUGUCCAUGACCUUGAGUUUGAUCAUGAAAGCCUUAAUCUAGGUUUGGAUGAACCACAGAUUCCCAAUUCAUCAUCUGAUUAUGAUUCUCAUAAUAUAUCAUCUUUAGACGCAGAAAAGCCAGAAGCACAGCAAGAACAAUCAUUUAAUUUCAAUGACUAUAGAAAUCAUGAAUCUGAAUCUUUCGUCUGUUCAGAUUUUGCUAGUUAUCUUCCAGAAAGUGACCAAUGUGAUUUACUUCCAGGAGGUGAUUCUUUGCCUCCUAGUUUUGAAAGUGAAAUUAAUAUUCCUUGUGCAGAAUCUGCUAGUAGCAGUGAAGGUGUGUCUCACAGAGAAACAAGAUCUGAUUUAAUACCCGAUCGUCAGAGCAUGGAAAGUCUUGAAAGAGUAGAGAUCAUUGAUACUUCUCCUGAAGAUGAACGAUAUGAGUCUGUCAAGCCAACUUGCACUGAUAAGUCACCAAGUGAUGAUAUGAAUGCUUCACCUGCUUUAAAAUUUACUGAGAGUGAUGUUUUAAAUCCAGAGUCAGAUUAUUCUUCCCAUACUUUUUCAAAAUAUGAUGAAGUGCCUGGGACUGAUUUGUAUACACAUCAUGAAGAAGACGAGUUCGAUUUGCGAGGUUCUGAUGUUUAUCCUAGUCCUAUCCCAUCUGUGGAUGAUGAUAAACAGAGCACUCCAAGUUCUGAAGCAUUUCAUGGUCGUCGAUUCUUUCCCAGAAGUGGGGAUACGUCAGCUGCUUCAUCUCUUCAAGAAUUUGAGAGAUUGGAAGCUGAAAUAGCUGCCGGUAGAAUAAGUCGGUCUUCAAUUGAUUCCAGUGAAAAAGUUAUGGUCACUAAGAGUGGUGAACAUGAUGAUGUUUCUAUGUCUUCAUUGACUGAAUUUGAGAAACUAGAGCGAGAAUGUGUAGAAAAUGAGAGCGAAAACAAAGCUGCCAUGGAAGAAAUGAUGCUGUCUGAAAUUGAAGAAGGAAUUGAAAGUCAGUGCUCUGAUGCUAUAGAAAUAUUACAAGAGUCCAUGCACGAUGCAUCAGACUUAGAAUAUGAACAAAGGCGAUUAGAAAUGGAAGAGUUAAUCAAAGUGACCCAAUCAAAUGUUGAAAAAUUUCAGGAGGAGACUGCAUCUGAAGGUAUCACUUCAGAUGAAUGCACAGUUCUGGUAAGGGUAACAUCUGAAGUGCAAGAUACUUCUGAAAACACUAAAAGUUCCAGCAAGGAAGAAGGAAACACAGAUGUCGAUGAAUCUGAAAACUUGCCGCUUACUCAAGACAAAGACUAUACAAUUGCCCAAGAUUCUAGUUCUAGUGGUGAAAAAAAUUGUGUUAAUGGCAAAUUAGACUUGAUGGUAUCUAGCACGGAUUCUAUGGAUCCUAGCAGCUCAACUGCUACUCAUGCUACAUACCAAUUUGAAACCGACUCUGUUAUGUCAUCGAGCCUAAAUAGUGCUCAGGCUUCAGGGGAAGAAUGCACUAUGGUCUCUAGUACUGACACUUUAGAGCCGGAGCCUAUUUUAACCUAUACUGUUUGUGAAAGUGGUGAAACUACUCACUUAGCCAAAUCAGGGGAUUCUGUUUUGAUAUCCUCUAAAGGAGCUUUAGCUUGUAAAUUGGAAGAAUUGCAGGCUACUAAUGGAGCUAAGCAACAAAUGGAAAUGUUUCUUUCAAAAUUAACUGAUGACACUGUAUUAAUGGACGAUUUCACUUCUCAUUCAUUUCCAGAUGUUAUUGAAGGUACUGAUCGCCACACUGAACCUGACGAUUUUAUAGAGUCCACUGAAGCCGCCCAAGGAAUUAGUUCGUCAGGUGAUGCUGCUUUUGAUAGUGAUGACCUUCUAAGUAGAUCAACCACAACUACUACUACUAGAAUUGUAACUACUGUUACAACUGGUGAUAAUGACGAUGGUGAUCACGAGGAGUCUGGAACUGAAGAUCUUCGCCACAGCGUGGAGGUGAUUCUGAACCAAUUCAUGAGUGAUGGUGAUUCCUCCAAGCAGGAGGAUUCUCACCUAGGCUCAGAAGAAUAAAGAGCAUGCUUAAAGGUAUUUUUCAUCAUUUGAAAGCAGGAAAAAUUUCAUCUAUGUGCUGAUCACGGAUGUUUGCCCAUUCUUUCAAAUUUUUCAUUCAACCACCAAGUCAAAUGGUGUGCCAUAACAACAUUCUUGUACAGCAAAAUAUAUAUUCCAUGACAGAUGAUUAUAACACAUUUAAUGUUUGUUUAUCAUGAAAAAAAGUAUUUCUAAUAUAUGUUUUCCUUUGCCGAGAGGAACCGUCACCAGUGACCGUCAUUUUUGUUCUAGUGCACUGUCGUGUCCCACUUCAACCUAUCUGUAGAUGUUCUACUAGUGUUUUUAAAACUCUCAGAUAAAAUGUGCAAGGAAGAAAAGUUGAAAACUGUGUUUUUUUGUAAAAUCUCUGAGCGUGCAAUGCGUGAUGGAAUGUGUCUAAAAAGCUUGCCCGCUGGAAUUGUCUUGAAUUUUUGUUGAUGAAUAUUUUAAUAUGAAAUAUUUUGUUUCCUAGAGUUUAGUCUUAACUUAUAUGCUUAUGUAUUGUUAGUUGCAAGAAGUUUAAUGAGAUGUGUUCAUAUGGUUUAAAUAAAGCUUUGAAAAUUCUUUGAA